AGCCUUUAUUUCUGUUAAUUAUGACUAUUUUCCACUUGUAGCUAAUGAAAAUAUGACAUUAAAGAUCAUAUUACAUCAUACCAAUAAAAAUAUAUUUUUUUAAUACACAAAUGUGGGCUUCCUGAAAAAUAUGUUUACUACCUGCUUAAAGGUUGUUAUUUUCAUAAGGAACUUUUAACCUUACAAAUGAUCCUCAUUGGAAUGCAUAUAUUAAUUUAUUAAAUAUGACUCAGUGCUUUGAUAAAUAGAAAGAUGUUAACGUUUAAUCAGGUCUUCUUGUGUUUUAAUGUGUGUUCAGCUUUGUGGUGCAUACAAAUUCAUGCUGUCAAAUGUGUUCGAUCAGAAGCCACUCAUUGCCUAGCUGUAGAAUUUUGAAAAUGUUUCCUGACAGAACAACUGGAGUGGUGUGAUACACUGCCUGGUCUUCAGCUUUAAUGCAUCUGUUUGUCACAAUAAUGCUUUUGGCAUUUAAUUAUUUCCAAAUAAUUUGCCUCUGAUGAUACGAAGUAGGUCACUCCAAACAAAAUUCUGAGAAAAUAUGGAAUUUUGGCAACAUUGUAGUUUUAUAAUUGUACUUUAAAUAUUUGCUGCUUUCUAUGACACAAACAGUAGGCCUAAAUGCAUAACUGUUGACACUAAAAUGAGAAAAAUCUAGUUUUAUUAUCUUAAGCAAAAGAUUUACAGUGCCUUGCAAACACAUUCAUAUCUCAAAUAUGUUGCAUUGCCACCACAACUUCUAUUAGGACAUUUUGUGAUAGAUCAAGCCUGUGAAUGACUGUAAAGUUGGAAGAUACUUAGUUUUCAAAUAUAUUUUAAGUAAAAUAUGAAAAGUGUGGCAUACAUAUGUUUUCUUUCCCUUUGGGUCAAUACUUUGUAGAACAACCUUUUUCAGCCUACAGUUGCAUAUCUUUCAGGGGUAUGUCUCUACCAGCUUUGCACAUUUAGACACUGUACUUGACCAGCCUGUUAGUUUAGGUUGAUGGCUAUGUCUUUGUGCUAUACUCUUUCUGUUUCAGGGUGAUGGAUUGUUGGACAAUUUUCUAUGAUGUGUUCAAAGCUUGGGAUAUUGUUUUAAAACUUGACUUCACUUUAAAUGUCUCCACAAGUCUUUCCAUGAUCUUACUGCUGUGUUCUUUGGUCUUCACUAAUGUUCUCUGACCUUCAAAGAACAGCUGGAUUUAUACUGAAAUUGAAAUACCUACAGAUAGAUUUUGCUUACUAAUUAUGUGACUUUUGAGGGCAAGUGGUGGCACUGGAUUUUAUUUUACGGUAUCAUAGCGAAGAGGCCACAGUUUGUUUUUAUGUUUUUAAUUUGUGAAAAUAACCAUGUACUCCUUACUUUUCACUAAUAUCUCACUGCUAUCUGUUGGUCUAUCGCGUCAAGUAAAAUAAAACUGGCGAAAUAGUGCCUUAAAGGCGAGUGACACAUGCAGUUGCUUCUGAAUAUCAAGCAACUGUUCCGACCAUUAUGAGCCCUUCCCUUUACAUUUUAAAUUUAAACCAAGGGAUAAUUGGAUUCAAUCUAAUUUAGUUCUCUGGAGCGGCUUGGGUCACCGGUUGUGUGAAAUUAAAAUUUCCGGCAGCACUUGAAAGCAGCGGGAGUCCUCCCAGUCGAAUCUGGCUGACGUGCCGAUUCGGAGCCGAGGAGCGAGGUUUCCUGGCGGAGCCACGGAGGGAGCAGGAGCCGAGAGGUUCUGUCAGUCGUUGGCCCAAGACGCCUUCUCUUCAGCACAACACCGGUGGCUAUGGCUCCAUCACUUUCCUCCUGAAGGGACGUUACUCCGUUGGAUGCUCCAGUAACCAUAGAGGAGGGAAAGAGGAGGAGGAGGAGUGGGCAUCCCUAUCAGUCUUUAACUAACAGGCUGACUCACCCCAGGAGUGCCCGAACACUUACGGAGAAGUUUCAGAGAACAUAAGAGUAAGGAACACUGUGAAAACCGAGCUCAAGAAGGAAGGUGGGGAGAAGAAAGAGGAGAGGGGAAGAGAGACGGACAACAGCAAGUGAAAGAGGAGUUGCAUAUGUGCUGUGACAAGGAGAAGAGAAAGUGACAGCUGGAAUAGAACGAGAACGCAAAAUAGUUCGUUACAGAGAACAGCACCGCCCAGCAAGUAAGGAGAGCAAAGGUGCUGAUCCCUUAAGAGAGGUUAAGCUGACCUCUAAGUUCAGAAAAAACCAAGCAUCCUGCUACCCCUCCAGCUGCUGUCUCAGAACGGUCACCACACUGGGAGAACUGGGAGAACUGGUGUUGAGGAGAAGCCACCAUGAGCGACCAGAACGUCGUCAAGGAAGGCUGGGUCCAGAAGAGAGGCGAAUACAUCAAGAACUGGCGACCACGUUACUUUUUGCUCAAGACAGAUGGGUCCUUCAUUGGAUACAAGGACAAACCACAGGACUCGGACCUGGCCUACCCACUCAACAACUUCUCUGUAGCAAAAUGUCAGUUGAUGAAGACAGAACGACCCAAACCAAACACCUUCAUCAUCCGCUGUCUGCAGUGGACCACUGUCAUCGAGAGGACCUUUCAUGUCGACACUCCUGAUGAGAGGGACGAGUGGGCCGAGGCCAUCCAGAUGGUAGCAGAAUCGCUGGCUAAGCAGGAGGAGGAAGGCAUCCUGUGUAGCCCAACUUCCCAGAUUGAGAACGUUAAUGAGGAGGAGAUGGACACCUCCAUCAGCCACUACAAACGAAAGACAAUGAAUGACUUUGACUAUCUGAAGCUUCUGGGUAAAGGCACAUUUGGAAAAGUCAUUCUAGUGAGGGAGAAGGCGAGUGGCACCUACUAUGCCAUGAAGAUCCUGAAGAAGGAAGUCAUUAUAGCCAAGGAUGAAGUUGCUCAUACGCUCACAGAAAGUAGAGUAUUGAAAAAUACUCGGCAUCCGUUCCUGACAUCUUUGAAAUACUCCUUCCAGACCAAGGAUCGGCUUUGCUUUGUGAUGGAAUACGUCAAUGGAGGAGAGCUGUUUUUUCACUUGUCAAGAGAGAGAGUGUUUUCAGAGGACCGCACUCGCUUUUAUGGUGCUGAGAUUGUCUCUGCUUUAGACUACCUUCAUUCUGCCAAGAUCGUCUACCGUGAUCUCAAACUGGAAAACCUCAUGUUAGACAAAGAUGGCCACAUCAAGAUCACUGACUUUGGUCUGUGUAAAGAAGGGAUUACCGACACUGCAACUAUGAAGACAUUCUGUGGAACACCGGAGUACCUUGCUCCUGAGGUUCUGGAGGAUAAUGACUACGGUCGAGCGGUGGACUGGUGGGGUUUAGGUGUAGUUACGUACGAGAUGAUGUGCGGCCGACUUCCAUUCUACAACCAGGACCACGAGAAGCUGUUUGAGCUCAUCCUGAUGGAAGAAAUCAAGUUUCCACGGACCCUGUCUGCUGAUGCUAAGUCACUGCUGUCAGGGCUGCUGAUCAAGGACCCCAACAAACGGCUGGGCGGCGGGCCGGAUGACGCUAAGGAGAUUAUGAGGCACAGCUUCUUCGGCACAAUCGAUUGGCAGGACGUGUACGACAAGAAGCUUGUCCCACCCUUCCAGCCGCAGGUCUCCUCAGAGACUGACACGCGCUACUUUGAUGAAGAGUUUACAGCACAGACCAUCACCAUCACUCCACCAGAAAAAUAUGACGAGGACGGGAUGGACGCAGCGGACAACGAGCGACGGCCUCAUUUCCCACAAUUCUCCUACUCAGCCAGUGGGCGGGAGUAAGCGCUUCGUCCCAGUCAGCCACUAUCGUCCCCAUUUGUGGCCAUUUUGAGGAAAACACGUAGCCAUUCUAGGAAAAAAAAAAUACCAGUCUCUCCUCUUUUUCUCCUUGUCUGCCUCGUCACAGAUGGGGAGAAGUCUUUGUAGGGACUUUAAAAGAGGUUUUUGCACAGUGGGAUAGACUUAAGCUGGUCUCCCCACACUAAAAAAAAAAGUCUCCUACAUUUUCAGCGCUAUUUACUGCAGAAGGCAAUGUUUUUGUUAUUUAUUUUUUUUCUCUUCAUCAGUAUUAAGUUGUUGAACCCAUGAUCUUUGCGAUGAUCUUUUUUUUUUUUUUUUUUGGUCAUUUCUGCCCUUUUUCUUCUUUUGACGUUUUUGCACUUGGUUUCGAAGAGCCGUUUUAGGGAACAAAAAACCAAAAAUGUUGCCUUAUGUGUGCAGAUGUUUUGUAUCAUGCAGACAGGGUGGUUUUGUUGUUGUCUGUUUUUCUUUAGGGAGAGGGCAGCCAGGUUUUGGCUCCUGAGGGAUUGCUCUUGGUUGAGGAUAAGUGCAUGACUCGAGGUUCACUCAUUUGGGAAAAAAAAACACUCUCAUACAUUUGUCAUGAUGGCACACAUCCCUAAUACCAUGGCAAUCAAAAUCAGCUAAAAAGUAAAAGAAAAAAAAAAAAGAGUCUGUACCAUUUCCUUCAUCGCUGCAGUGUCACUACUUUUUUAACGCACAAGAUCUACUUUAUGGUUCCUUAUUCUGAAACACUAAACUGCCGCACAGCUCACUCAGGCGCUACAGAGCACAAGCAGGUUCAGACUCAGCUAAGUGCUCCAGCUUUCCACAACCAACUCACCACUUCCCCUCCUCUUCUGUUUGCUCAUCUUCGCUGUAGGAAAAGGGGAAUGAAUGUUCCCACAGGGAAAUGUAGUUUAAAGUAUGUGUGUACUGUAUGUAUGUGGGACGCAGAUGCUGCCAUAGCACACAAACACACACUCACAACACACACACACCACAAACAUAGGUAUUUUCUGCUUCAGAUCAGACUGGCGUGAGCGGUCAACUCCAGAAUAAAUCACAUUUGGUGUUUUGUGAGACAAGGGUGUAGGGUUCCAAGCUCACCAGCAGGGAGAGUUCAGGCGAUACUGCAGUUCUCACAGAGACCAGUGAUUUUGAAUUUGGUUGUCUUAAGGUGAAUCUUGUUCAGAACACCAUCAGGAUUGGGUCUUUAUUUAUCACCCUAGAACUAGUUCAAUUUAAAUGAACAGUAUCUAAAGAUGCUGAAAUCAAGAUGUGAGGCAAUGACUUUCUAAGCAGCCUGCCACACACCUGAACAUGUCACAUGGCUUCACUGAUUCACAGUAGCUCUGUUCAGACAAACAUCCUUAUUUUAAUAAAUCAUCUCACAGUUUGCAUGUAGCUGCUGAAAUCUCUUUCCAGUCACUCGUCUUUACAGCUCGGGUCAGCUCAUGUUACUAAAUUCAAUUCUGUUUUUCUAAACAGGUCUGGACAAUUACGAAAUGUUUCUUAUUUAAUAAAAUCUCACUUUUUGCGAUCUGAGCCGAAAAGUAAAACAGAAUGUAUAAGUUAGUGGCUGCUUUAAGUUUCAUGUUUCUUUGAAUAUUUAAAGUAGUCACUAAACACAGGAUUAGAAGAUGCUUUCUGAUAAUUAUCCUGUGUUCCUCGUAUCUUCUAUGGAUGUGUAGUAGGCUUGGGCCUGUAUGAGAUUCUUGAUGUAUGUCAAGCUUUAGUAAAAUUACCACCGCUGCUCAGUAUUUACAGUCAGGCUGUCGGGUAGCCAGCCUGCAGCUCCAUAAUUGCCAGUGGUGUUAAUGUUAAAGUAUUGCUUUAAUAAGAGUGUGGCGCUCUUUAGUUUCCACUAUAUUACUGUUCGUGUUUUUCACAGAAUUAUUUUCAAACAGUUAAAUUUGUCUUUCUUGUAAGGCAGGGGAAAGUGUAAGAGCCCUCUUUCAGCCAGCUGCCCAGCAGUGUGCCACAGCAGGUUGAGGGAGAGGCAGUACUGCAUAGCUCUCUGCUGCAUACAGCUGGAGAAUACUUGAGACUGGACUCUCUUUCUCUGGCCUGCCACUAAAAGGACUUUAAACCGUAGAUUUUAGCAGUUUUGAAACCAGAGCUUUUAAAACCUUGAAACCGGUAACUUGAAAUGUGUUGAAAUGCUGGCCUAGAGGGUAAAGCAUUAGGAGCAGGGUUGCUUAUAAUGUGGACUAAUCAUUUGACACCAUUAUCUCUGUUUUUUCCCCACUAAAUAAAUGUACUAAAAUGAAAGAUUGUUUUUAAUGAUUCAGAGUGAGAUUAUGCUGCUGCACUAAAAUUGAGUUUAUGUCCAGGGUUUUUACGUGUCUUUACCCACGUACCCACCAACAGAUUUGUCAGCAUCUUUAACCACUCUGUACAAAACAUGUCAGAUCUGAUUUAUUCCUGGAGGAUACCGCCAUUGCAAACAUUAGGGUUCCUGCACAGCUCAUAAUUAACACCAAAUAUUUAGCUGCUGAAGCGAUUUAAGGGAGUUGGGAAGGACACUAUGACUGAAGCAUGAGAGGUUUUCUGCAGGAACUCUGAGCCGACAGCUGUGAAGCCAACCACACAGCAUGUUUUCAGUUUUAAUCAAGAGGAUACAUAUUUACACUCAAAUAACACAGAGACUGAUGUUAAUAUAAAAAAUAGGUGUAAAGAAAGUAAAAUUUAUCAAACAGAUGCAACAGUACACAGCAGGGGGUCCUGGUCCGUCUGUGCUGUCAGUAUUAUGAAAGAGGUUUAUUUACACACAUGUACAGAUCUGUACUGAGUAUCAAUGAAUCACAUAUAACAAGAAAACUGAGCCGUGAGACACUCAAACAUGAUGACUGUGAUGACUGCCAGAAAAAUGUCUCCAAACAUCUUGAUGUACAUAUGCAAUGCCUUUUUUUUCCCUUUUUCUUUGUUUUUUGUCCUUACAGACAAGGUGAAUAAUGCAACAACGGAAAAACAUUAAGAUUUUUUUUUUUAUUUCAAGGACAGUGUUUAACCACUAAUUGUUCAUUUUUUUUGGGUGAAUGAAUUUACUUUUUGUCACAUAAGGGGGAUGUUUCCAUGGAGACAAACCCCACCGCCUUCCUCUCAUCAUCAUGGUCCCUGAAAACGACCGACUCCUUAACCUUUUGAGGACAUCACUGUACCCAUGGAGUCUGCACUGAACCGCCAACGUCUGUUUUAUUUCACCGUCUCUGGAAAAAAAAUGCUGAAAGUGGGACCAUGGCCGGCUUUUUUUCUUUGUUUUUAAACAAUGGUGGUUUGAUCAGGUUGUUGCAAACUCACUAAUCCUUGCUCCCUUCGCUCCCAGUUUUUGUACCGUAGUGUUUGUUUUAUUUAUAUUUGUCAUUCUACACAGUGUUAUCUUGUAUGUUGUAAAAAAAAAAAAAAAAAAAGAAAACAAAAACAGGCACGUCUUGAAGGUCACUGAAAGGUGAUGAUGGAUUAACUGAAGUCUCUUUUUAUUCUUUUUGGUUCUUUUUCUGGGAUCAUUUGCUUGUUUGUUUUCUUACCAAAACAUUAGGGCAAGAACCCAGUAGUGGACUUGCAUUGCCGUGUUAGUAUUUAUUUUGAAUUAAAUUAAAAGAAGUAUG
Messenger RNA from Girardinichthys multiradiatus, 7310 nucleotides. It is a transcript of the gene akt3b, whose product is annotated as v-akt murine thymoma viral oncogene homolog 3b. Gene Ontology annotation, biological process: protein phosphorylation. Gene Ontology annotation, molecular function: ATP binding; protein serine/threonine kinase activity. NCBI's taxonomy places the organism in Eukaryota, Metazoa, Chordata, Actinopteri, Cyprinodontiformes, Goodeidae. The record is from RefSeq and is a predicted model, not a curated record. Bases 2263 to 3702 code for a protein of 479 amino acids. The transcript is spliced from 14 exons.